AUGGAGCAAAACGGCGAGGCUCGACGGGCAAUCGACCACGAAUCAUCCUCUCUCUCAUCCUCGCACGAUGCCGUCGACCCCAGUCCGCUCUUGAACGGCAACCAGGCACCCCUUCGCGACAACUGCGAGCGACGACGGCCGGACGAGGACAUCAUCCGACGCAAGAAGAUGCCGACGGAGCUCGUCACCAAGACGGUCAGCCCCUUUCUCAAGGAACACAUUCCCGGCAUCUACGCUCCCGUCGGCAAGGGCCACAGGGACGGGGCCGGCACCGACCAGGUCCGCAAGACGGACCCCAACACCAGGUACUGCUAUCGCCACCGUCCCGACUCCAAGUGUCGGCGCGCCGCCGACGAAAGCAAGAUGGGCUUCAUCCAGAGUGAGCUCAACAGCCUCCCCGUCGCCGACCAGGAAGCCAUCACGCACGUCUGGUCGCUCUUCUCGGCGGCCCCGUCAAAGCACCGCGAGCUGAUGCUCCAGGGCAUCAUCACCCAGUGCUGCUUCCCCCAGCUCUCGACGGUCUCGCGCGAGGUGUCGGAGCAGCUCAAGAUCGACUUCCUCGCCGCCCUGCCGCCCGAGCUGUCCUACAAGAUCCUCUGCCACCUCGACACCGUCUCGCUCUGCAAGGCCGCGCAGGUCAGCGUCCGCUGGAGGACGCUGGCGGACGACGACGUCGUCUGGCACCGCAUGUGCGAGCAGCACAUCGACCGCAAGUGCACAAAGUGCGGCUGGGGCUUGCCGCUGCUGGAGAAGAGGAAGCUCGUGGCGUGGAGCCGACACCAGACGGCCCACCACCGGCACGACCAGGCGCGCUACGACGGCGACGACGACACCGCCGCCGGCCGGGACGAGGCGGCGGUCGAGACGGACGACGAGGCGGCGGCGGCGGCGGCGUCGCGCGAGUCGAGCAAGCGGCCGCUGUUCGGCGACGACGACGACGGACCGGCGAAGCGGCCGCGGCUCGACGGAGGGACGCCGCCGCGGUCCCAGCUCGAGGUGGAACGCAAGUUUCGUCCGUGGAAGGACGUCUACCGCGACCGGUACAAGGUCGGCUACAACUGGAAGACGGGCCGGUGCACGACCAAGACGUUCAAGGGCCACGAGAACGGCGUGACGUGCCUGCAGUUUGACGACAACGUGCUCGCGACGGGGUCGUACGACACGACCAUCAAGAUCUGGAACAUCGAGACGGGCGAGGUGAUCCGGACGCUGCGCGGGCACACGUCGACGGUGCGCUGCCUGCAGUUUGACGACUCGAAGCUCAUCAGCGGGAGCUUCGACAAGACCAUCAAGAUCUGGAACUGGCAGACGGGCGAGUGCCUGAGCACGCUGCAGUGCCACACCGAGGGCGUCCUCUCGGUCCACUACGACGGCUGCACCCUCGCCUCGGGCUCCAUCGACCGGACGGUCAAGAUCUUCAACUUUGACACGAAGCAGACGUGGUGCUUCCGCGGCCACACCGACUGGGUGAACCACGUGAGGAUCGACUCGCCGUCGCGGACCAUCUUCUCGGCCUCGGACGACAUGACGGUCAAGCUCUGGGACCUCGACUCGAAGCAGUGCGUCAAGACGUUCCGCGGCCACGUCGGCCAGGUGCAGCAGGUGCUGCUGAUGCCGCCCGACUUUGAGCCGGACGAGGUGCCGGCCGAGGAGAGCACGGCGGCCGACGGCGCGUCGGCGCACAGCAGCCGGAGCGCGACGCCGGUGGCGGAGCCGGCGGGGAGGACGGCGGCGGACGCGCGGGCGUCGUUUGGGUCGUGCUUCGCGUCGGACCCGUCGCGGCCGCUGCCGCCGCGGUACAUGCUCACGGGCGGGCUCGACAACACGGUGCGGCUGUGGGACGUGGAGACGGGCCGGUGCAUCCGCAGCAUGUUUGGCCACGUCGAGGGCAUCUGGGGGCUCGUCGGCGACACGCUGCGCGUCGUGACGGGGGCCAACGACUCGAUGACGAAGAUCUGGGAGCCGCGCUCGGGCAAAUGCGACCGCAGCUUCACCGGGCACGCGGGGCCGGUGACGUGCGUUGGGCUCAGCGACAGCCGCAUGGCGAGCGGCAGCGAGGACGGCGAGGUGCGCCUCUACAGCUUCGAGGGGGAGGUGACGGAGGAGAGGGGGACGCCGUCGUAG
Molecule: messenger RNA, 2124 nt
Organism: Drechmeria coniospora
Lineage: Eukaryota; Fungi; Ascomycota; Sordariomycetes; Hypocreales; Ophiocordycipitaceae
Product: sulfur controller-2
Exons: 2
Coding region: 1-2124 (707 amino acids)
Molecular function (GO): protein binding
Source: RefSeq, a predicted model, not a curated record